Molecule: messenger RNA, 486 nt
Organism: Morchella importuna
Lineage: Eukaryota; Fungi; Ascomycota; Pezizomycetes; Pezizales; Morchellaceae
Exons: 3
Coding region: 1-486 (161 amino acids)
Source: RefSeq, a predicted model, not a curated record
AUGCUCCCAUCGCCGCCUUCAUCCCCGGAUUUUCUCGCACCAAAACGGCUUUUUAAGCCGGUACCUAUAUUUGUCUCCCGUGAGAAAGGACGUGAGACGCGGCAUAAUUUGUUUUUGAAAAAAGUCAGAAGAGGGCGCGAGGAUAAGAUCAUAAAAUCAAGGGGCGGAGAAGAUGAGAUGAUGCGUUUAAUAUUUGUGUCUGAACAGAAGAGGUGGGAAGCGACACAAGCUAGAGCUGCUGCAACAAUAUCAACAAUAUAUGAGGAAGAGGAGUUUGAAGUUGAGGAGACACAGGAUUAUGAACUCCCAUAUCACGCUUCCGGUAUCGAUGAGGAUGAUGAUUUCGACCAGCUAAUCGAGCGUGAGGGAGAAGAGCUCGAGGAUAUGCUUUCUCAGUUGGAUCUAGACUUUGAUCAUGCCGUUAUUGACGAUUCCAUCAAAGAGCAUGAUCGAGUUAACGUAACAUUGUCAUCCUCUGUUACUUGA